UUGGCCGUGUCAUUGCGGCUUCUGAAUUGGCGAGGUGGGUAUUAGUUUAUUAUUUUAGACAACAAAAAUAAAAUUGAAAAAUCGUUGCUUUAGUGUGAUGAGUUAGACUAUCUGAUUUCAUCAAUGAAUUCCGGUGCUUUCUGUUUUUUUCUGGACGAGUAACUUGUAAUUUAACCAAGAUAUCAAGUGAAUUUUGGUUCGGUGAUUGAUAUAUUUCUUAUACGUCUGGAAGUGGGAAGCAUUUGUUAGGGUUUGGGCUUCUUUUGGGGCUAGGGUUUAAUAUUUCUGUCGAUUGAGAGAGACCUCCCACUGAAUAAGGGUUCAGAGCAAAGAAAAACAUUGGUAGGUUUUAGCGUCUCAGCAAAAUCUGGGAAAUGGAUGGAAAGAAGCGAAGUCGUCAAGAGUCUGAGGAUUCUGAUGCCCCAGAGAUUAGAGAAGAAGAUGUUGUCAAACUGAUGGAGCCUUUAACUCGGGAACAACUUUUUGAGAUUGCAAAACAUGCUGCUGUGAGGCAUCCUGAUGUUUUGGAAGAGACAAGGAAGAUUGCAGAUAGGGAUGUAUCUCGAAGAAAAAUUUUUGUUAGAGGAUUGGGUCUUGAUACCACUGCAGAGGUAGUUAGAUCUGUCUUUAGCGAGCAUGGAGAGCUUGAGGAUUUGAAUGUUGUUGUUGACAGGGCCUCUGGUAAGAACAAGGGAUAUGGGUUUGUUACAUAUGCCCAUGUUGAUGGUGCUUUGGAGGCACUAAAGGAACCCAGCAAGAAAAUAGAUGGAAGAAUGACUGUUAGUAACCUAGCUGCUAUUGGAAACCCACAGCAACAACAGCUGCAACAACAGCAACAACAGAUACAACAACUGCAACAACUUCAACAAUUUCAACAAUUUCAACCUGUGCUGCCCAUUCAGCCUGUUGUACCUAUUCAAACCAUGCAGCAGCCCAUUCAGUCUAUGCAGCACCCUAUUCAGUCCAUGCAGCAGUCUAUCCAGUCCUUGCAGCAGCCCAUUCAGCCCUUGCAGCAGCCCAUACAACCCAUUCAGCAGUCUAUACAGCCUAUGCAGCAGCCCAUUCAGCCCAUACAGCAGCAUAUGCAGACCGUCCAAUCCAUUCCUUCAGAUGUAGCACUUAGGAGGAUCUAUAUAGGUAAUGUUCCUACAGACAUGGAACCUGCCAAAUUGCUUAACUUUUUUUCCCAGUAUGGAGAUAUUGAAGAAGGGCCACUUGGUUAUGAUAAGACAACUGGAAAGUGCAAAGGAUAUGCACUAAUUGUAUACAAGACAGUUGAAGCGAGCAGAAAAGCUGCAGAGGAUCCUGUAAAAUCAAUAGAUGGCAAUCAGUUAUUUUGUAAAUUGUCCACUGAUGGACAGAAGCAAAAAGGUGCAACAACAAUUUCAGGACAAACUCUUUCCAAUUCACAUUCCACAGGCAAUUUAAAGCUAGCAUCUCUGGAUUCUUCUGUGCCAUAUAAUGGUUUUGGCCAUGGGUUGGUAAAUCCAGCUUCUGUGGCACAUCAAGCUGCUGUUGCAGAUUCAUCUGCAUUAGCAGCUGCGGCUGUAAGUAGUUAUGGCUUGAAUGAUGCUGCGUUUCCAAGUUUGUCAAGAGAUCUGGUUGCAGCAAGUCUCCCUUAUCAUUCAUUGAACACUUCAAUGCAGCCAUCAUUAGGCCGUGAACUUCUUCUACAAGGCCUUUCUGCUCGUGCACCAUUGGGUACGGGUGGUUAUGGUGCUAAUACAUACGGAUCUUCUGGGUAUAACAGUAUUGGAGGUGCAUCGUCACUCUAUGGCAUUCCUUCAAGUUCGUCUGUUGCCCAAAAUGCUUCAUAUGAAGGAGCCAGUCAAUAUGCCCUAGCCCUUGCGUCCUAUCAAAAUCAACAUCCAGGAGCAUCGCCACCAUUAAGAGUUCCUCCAGGAGGGACCCUCCCAGGAAUGCGGUCUUACUACCCAUCCUAGAUAUGAAUCAUUUACAAAUGAGACUGGAGAGCUGUUUUUGACGGUUGAAAAAUGGCAUUAGCAUGACGUAUACUAAGGAGUUCUCCAGCUUCUAGGUUUUGCAGGCUUUUUUAAUGACUGCUUUUGGUUAAGAUUAAGGCUUGAUCUUAAUCUAAUCAAGAGUUGUCAUGUGCAAAUUUACCAAUUUUUUUUGUGAGCUACUUGUUUAUGGUGAUUUCAGCACUAGAUAUGCAGACAUUUUUCUUUUAAGAGCUGUAUUGACUCCUUGGUGUUUCAUGCCCAAGGAGCUAAGUUACAGUUCAUAGACAUUUAUUUGGAAUGUUUUCAUUGAAUAUUUUGAAUUACAUAAAAUCUCACAAAUGAUUUGUGGCUA
Molecule: messenger RNA, 2316 nt
Organism: Cryptomeria japonica (Japanese cedar)
Lineage: Eukaryota; Viridiplantae; Streptophyta; Pinopsida; Cupressales; Cupressaceae
Product: UBP1-associated protein 2C
Exons: 3
Coding region: 375-1943 (522 amino acids)
Molecular function (GO): RNA binding
Source: RefSeq, a predicted model, not a curated record